Messenger RNA from Cucumis melo (muskmelon), 1808 nucleotides. RefSeq names its product SNF1-related protein kinase regulatory subunit beta-2-like. The transcript has 5 exons. The record is from RefSeq and is a predicted model, not a curated record. Bases 763 to 1632 code for a protein of 289 amino acids. Gene Ontology annotation, molecular function: protein binding. Lineage: Eukaryota; Viridiplantae; Streptophyta; Magnoliopsida; Cucurbitales; Cucurbitaceae.
UUUCUUACAAAUAUUUGUAAGAUGAAUUCUACGUUUUUCUUGUAGAAGCUUUCACAAAUCUGUACAAGAAGUUGUUAUCUGAAAGCAACACCUAGUUCUAAUCAACAGCUCAUGCUUGCUUGUUUCAAGCGGGAGUUUUCUGUCUUUUCAAGCCAUUUUUUGGCAAAUUUCUAACAUAAUCUCCAGUCUUUACGCAUCAAUUAUUUUAUAAUUUAUGAGUUACCCACGAGCAUCAAUCCGAGGUCCCAAUAGCCAAGACAGGUGAAAAGCAGUAAUUUUGAACUAUAUUUGGAGCCAAUCUCAAUGCUGUGGCAACUCAGGAAUGGCUGUUGGAGGCUCCAAAAGCCCCCUCAGACGAGGAAAAUAAGUAAUAAUGUUGAUGACGAGGCAGCAUUCCCUUUUAAAUCAGCAUAAUUACCAACCCACUAAAAGAAUCUUCCAAAUUCAUUGGAGAAUAAAAAACCACUGUUUAUCGUUCAGUUGGAUUUUUUUAAUCACGACAGCAAGAAGGGUUUAGGCUAAAAAGAAGAGAGAAAUAAGGGAGAGAGAGUGCCCUUCAGAAGGAAUAGAGAGAGAGAAGGAGGGAGAGAGAAGACAAAUUGCACUUUCCAAAAUAAAACUUAACCGAACUCCAUUAAUAUACAGGUGCAGCCUGCAUAAGGAAGAUGCUAACAGAAUCCUACCUUCACCCAACUCUCGGUUUGGAUUCUAAAGUUUUGUGGGAUUGAUCGACUGACGUAAUUCUUGUGCCAUUUUUCAGUGAUGGACAAUGCUGAGGGUAGGAAAAAUGAAGAAGGCCCCUCUGGAGUCAAGUUUCAGGAGAAUCACGACCAAAGGAUGGACUGUGCAGAUGAUGCAGCACAUAACAGUAACAACACGUACAUGUUUUCAGAGUCCAGAAUUCAGAUUUCUCCACAAAGCUUAGCCUCACGACAAGCCCUUAUCUCCAAUCCUCAGUACGCUACAGUUUUCUUGUCAAGUCCUGGUCUGAUGCUACAACCUCAACCUCAAUCUUUGCCUCAAAUUGCUGCAUUCAGUGAAAAUGUGAUCCAUGGGACAAGAACGCGAGUGACUAUCUCUUGGAAUCAUGGCGGCAAUCAAGUGGCCAUCGUUGGAUCAUGGGACAACUGGGAGACGAGAGAGCUCCUGCAUAACACAGGUGAGAAGUUUGUGGUUAUAAAGACUCUGCCCGUCGGUAUCUACCACUACCACUUCAUAGUUGAUGGUUGGUUGGCUUAUGCUCCAGAUCUACCCUGGUUUCGUGAUGAUUCAGGGAAUGCUUACAAUAUUUUGGACUUGCAGGGGCAUGUUCCUGAAUUGCCUGAAAGCAUGUCCGACUUUGAAACUCCUCCAUCCCCACCGUCGAGUUAUGACAAUCAAUACUUGAACGAAGAUGAUUUCAGUAGACCUCCACCAGAACUUCCUCCACAACUGCAAGGAACCAUUUUAAAUGAUCCAUCUUCUUCAGUUGAUGGUCAACCGUUGCCCGUUACACCUCAAAGAACAGAAUUAAAUCAUCUCUAUCUUCAGAGCAAUGUCCAAGAUCAAUUUGUAGCACUUGGCUCUACUCUCAGGAUUCAGAAAAAGUAUGUUACAAUGUUUCUAUUCAAGCCGUUAUCAAGACCUAGGUGACAUCCAUACUCUUUUCCACCCUCCACCCACAUUUUCAUUUUCAAAACCAAAUCUCAAUACUGCUGGCAGAGUUGUUAUCCUCGCGAGUUCUGUAGGUGAGGAAAAGUUAGUGUAGCUAAAGAAAGAUUCUUUCACACUGUGCAUCAUUAAUUCAAUUGUUAUUCACUCUUGCAAAA